GUAAUGAUCGCAGCCUUUCUUCUAUUGCCGUUAGUCCUUAGCCAGUCGAUCCAGAAUAUUAGUGUAGGAUUCCCAAAUGCUUGGGAUGGGGACAGAUUUCGUGAGCUCUACUGCCCUAGCAGAAAUAUCCCGAAAUUUCUAGGCAAGUUCUUCUUGCUCCUUGAACUACAGUAUUCCCACAAUGGUUACUUUCUCUGUCAAUUAUCAGCUUCCUAUGGUGACAUAAAUGCUCCUCCAGGCAAAAAACUCAAUCAUAUGAUCGAUGCAAUAGGAGCUUUGGGAUCUUUUCACAUUAGCAAUGGACAAGUCAUAUUUUCGUCUCAAUACUAUCCUUCACAACCUUAUAAAAUAUGGGAGUUUUAUGACCGUAACAUGACGAAGUCCGGGGUGCCAUGGGCUGGAUGGUCCGACUACAAUUUGACUUCUAUGGCUAAAUGGGAACAGAUCCCUCCUAAUCCUGACUCUGCCCGAUUUCAUCCAAAUCUCGAUUUUUGGAAAAUUGGAAACAAAAUUUUGGCAGGAACUGAGGCACCUUAUUGGAUCGGAUAUGAAUUUGAUGUGCGAAGCUUAAACAAGUUCAAGCUUUUUGAGUUUACCGAAGAUAAUAACAUAUUCUCUGCUCCUCGUCCUUCUAUGAUACCCAUUUCCAUGGCUAUUCAUGAGAGAAGUGAUCCAGAUGGUACCAUUUGGGGUUCAUUUUCAGCUAUGAAUUUUGAGGAACAGCGAUUUUAUCAGGGUAUUUUCACCAUAAACAGCAAAGGUGUCCGAAAAGUAGUUGGUAUGUUUGACUACGGUAUUUGGGAUCCGAAAGCGUGUGGAAGAAAUGACGAAUAUAUUGGCCAUGAUGAUAAAAAAGGCACUUCUGGAAAACACCUAUAG
Molecule: messenger RNA, 879 nt
Organism: Cylicostephanus goldi
Lineage: Eukaryota; Metazoa; Nematoda; Chromadorea; Rhabditida; Strongylidae
Source: the annotation of a GenBank genome assembly